CAACCACUCUCUCGCCGUCACCCACGAGUACUGCAAAUCCAGAUUCGAUUUCCGCAGGCACCCCUGGCACCACCCCCGCCCCAGGAGGGCCAACCGUCGGUAUCGGACACGGGUCGACCAGUGGAGCUAUCAUUGGCGGAUGCGUCGGCGCAGGGCUGGUCGUGGUGGCCGGUUUCUUGAUCUUUUUUGGGAUGAGGCGUCGUCGGGCAUAUCUCGCUCGGAAAGCAAGUCAGCGAGACGAAGAUCAAUCGCCGACACAGCCUGGAUCCGCGGAGAUGCAUGACGGAGCCGUGCCCAUCGGUCAUCCCAGAGAGUCGCUUGUGCCACUGAAUCCCCAUGGCUUGUCUGAGGACAUCGAUGCCACCGAGGCUCGUUCAUACGAUGGCUACAGCCCACCUCAGAAUGAAGGCUACGGCCUGGAGAAAGUACCCACGGAGGCACCGUUUGAGCCUCGGGGAUCAUCUCAUGCCCAAGGCAAAUCACUGUCCAUGCAAAUAAGCCCAGCGAUGAAUCCGCCGCUGCUCGACACUUUGGUUGAUGUGCGACCAAGGAGCCCAGAGCACGAAGAGAAGAUCCGGUUGUCGCUCUACCAAGGAUCUGGCCCAGAUGAAGCGGCCUCCGCGACUUGUGGCAAAGUGGUCUCGGGCGAGAGGAGCUGGCAGCCAGAAGUCUCCGGUGCUGGUGCCAACCACGAUGCCCGGCCCGCUGUGCCUCUGUCACAGAUACCGGCGGCUCGGAUCGAUCCGGGCUUCCCAGCUUCCUGUGCUGGUGACCGCGUCGGUGCCAGUGGGGGUUCGCGCGACAGCCACAGCCGACACCCCGGUGCUCGUGUCUCGAAUCAAGCCAUCCCACAGACCUCCUUUGUUGUCAGCCUUGCCAAUCCCGCCAGCCAAUGGCCUCCACAGCCAGCCCUGGGCUCGGGGACCGACGAACCACCUCCUUACGAGACAGUCUCGAGGCAACGCGAGAUUCGCAGCGUCAUCAGCCCCAACCGAUCGCAAGUCGACAGCGAUAUGGCCCUGCGUCCCUUUGAACAGGUGGCCGUCCUGGCAGAGUACGGUGAUGGCCGGCUGCUGAUCGAAAAUCAAAAGGGCCAGAGGGGUGUUGUCAGUACGAGUUGUCUCCAGCCACGGCUCCCAAACUUGGGGAACGAGGCCGACGAAGCCAGCAACCGACUGUGAUGCGUCCGAGGAUCGC
Molecule: messenger RNA, 1197 nt
Organism: Polychytrium aggregatum
Lineage: Eukaryota; Fungi; Chytridiomycota; Chytridiomycetes; Polychytriales
Exons: 3
Coding region: 192-1181 (329 amino acids)
Source: RefSeq, a predicted model, not a curated record